CCAUGAAGCAGCUGUGUUUGUGCGCAGCCGCCUCCUUUGCGGGCCAGGACUGGGGCAAAAGUGAUGAACGGCUGCUGCAGGCAGUGGAGAACAACGACUCAGCCCGGGUUGCCGCGCUUAUCUCCCGAAAGGGGCUGGUGCCCACCAAGCUGGACCCCGAGGGCAAGUCCGCGUUCCACCUGGCCGCCAUGCGGGGUGCUGCCAGCUGUCUGGAGGUGAUGCUGGCACAAGGUGCCAAUGUCCUGAGCACAGAUGGGGCAGGUUACAGUGCUCUCCAUCUGGCCGCCAAGUAUGGGCACCCUCAGUGUUUGAAGCAACUGCUACAGGCCUCCUGCAUGGUGGACACUGAGGACAGCAGCGGGUGGACAGCUUUGCAUCACGCAGCGGCUGGUGGCUGUCUCUCCUGUUCAGAGCUGCUGUGCUCCUUCAAGGCACAUCUGAACCCCCGAGAUCGGUCGGGCUCCACGCCCCUCAUCCUCGCUGCUCAGAUGUGUCACGCGGAGCUGUGCCGCCUCCUCCUGCAGCAGGGGGCCCCUGCAAAUGACCAGGACCUGCAGGGCAGGACAGCCCUGAUGCUGGCCUGUGAGGGCGCCAGCCCCGAAACGGUGGAGGUGCUGCUGCAGGGCGGGGCCCAGCCCGGCAUCACGGAUGCGCUGGGCCAGGACGCCGCUCACUACGGAGCCCUGGCAGGGGACAAACUCGUCCUCCACCUCCUGCAGGAGGCGGCCCAUCGCCCCUCCCCACCUAGCGAAGAGGACUCGGGCGAAGCUUCGUCUCAGAACUCUGUAUCCAGCCAUGAAAAGCGAGGGGGUCCCAAGAAGCGGAAAGCGCCCCAGCCUCCUCCCAGCCUUCCUAUGUCGGACGAUCGAGAGGCCUACGAGGAGAUCGUGCGGCUGCGGCAGGAGAGAGGCCGCCUCCUGCAGAAGAUCCGGGGUCUGGAGCAGCACAAAGAACGAAGGAAGCAUGAGCCACAGGAAGCAGAGGCCAGCUCCGUGCACAGCCUGGAGAGACAGGUGCAGGAGCUGCAGCAGCUGCUAGCUGAGAAGCAGGAGGAGAAGGAGAGCCUGGGAAGGGAGGUGGAAAGUUUGCAGAGCCGGCUGUCGCUGCUGGAGAGUGAGCGGGAGAACACCAGCUACGACGUGGCCACCCUGCAGGACGAGGAGGGUGAGCUACCUGAUUUUCCAGGGGCCGAGCCGCCCAAGCAGCUCAGCCCCUCAGCCCAGGAGUGCGUGGCUUCGCUGCUGGAACAAGUCGCUACACUUACUAGACAGAACCAGGAGCUGAUGGAGAAGGUCCAGAUCCUGGAGAACUUUGAGAAGGAUGACACCCAGCUGGCAGGGAAUGGCUUGGCGGAGGUUGUCCCUCUGGUCCUCUACGACUCCCUCCGGGCUGAGUUUGACCAGCUCCGGAGGCAGCACGCUGAGGCCCUGAGAGCACUAGAGCAGCAGGAGGCCCGGGAGGUCCCCAGACACGAGGAGGACAGAGAUGUGGGGACCUCAGCAGCCCAAAAUGGGUCCCCAGACACAAAGCUGAAUGGUGCUAUGAUUCUAGAAACGAAGAUCAAUGGAGCUGAGAGAACAGAGGAGGGUGUGGCAAGAGGGGAAACCUCAGGAGCCGAGACCCCAGAAGCGACAUCCAAAGAACAUGAGGUCACAGAGCCUGAGGCCACGGAAGCAGAAGGUGCGGAAGCAGGGGCUGAGGGAGACAAAGCCGAAGGGACUGAGGCCAUAGAAAUAGAGGCCGGAGAAGGACAAAAUAUGGAGCCUCAGAACACAGGAGGUGCAGCCACAGCAUCAGAGGCCACAGGAGCUGAGGUCACAAGGAUGCAGCCAGAAAUGAAGACCAAUACAGCCGGUACCAGGGGAGCAGAGCUCACUGCAAACAUGGAGGCCACUGGAACUAAGGCCACUGAUGUGGAGGCCACUGGCAUGGAGGCCAUGCCCCCAAGGGUUCCUGCUGGGCCCAUCCUGCACCCUGGGGCUGCAGAGGCCUCUGAGAAGCUGCAGUCCGAGCUGGAAACCAGGAUCCGUAGCUUGGAGGAGGUGCUCCGGCAGCGGGAGCGGGAGGCAGCUGCAGAGCUGGAGGCUGUGCGGGGCAAGUGUGAGGCCGCAGAGGCUGAGGCAGGCAGGCUCCGGGAGCGGGUGCGAGAAGCUGAGGGAGCUGGGGCCUGUGGGGGCAGCGGGGGCGGCAGUGGCAGCGGCGACACAGUCCAGCUGCGGGCGGCCCUGGAGCAGGCCCGGGAGGACCUCCGAGAGCGGGACUCCCGCCUGCGCGAGCUGGAGGCAGCUGUGGCCUGGCUGGACGAGGCCCGGGCUGGCCGGCUCCUGGCGGAGGAGGAGGCCCGGGGCCUGCGGGCGGAGCUGGCCCGGCGGGAGGAGGCCCGGCUGGAGCAGAGCCGGGAGCUGGAGGUGCUCCGCGAGCAGCUGGCCGCGGCCACGGCCGCCGGGGAGCAGCAGCGGGCAGCGGCCGCGGAGCUGAGCCAGGCCCGGGACGCGUCCGAGGCCAGGGCCGCCGAGCUGGGCGCGGCGUGCGAGGAGGCGCGGCGGGGCCUGGCGGAGCUGCGGGAGGCCUCGGAGGCGCUGCGCCAGGCCUCGGUGCCCGUGGCCGAGCACCACCGGCUGCAGGAGGAGGCCCUGGAGCUGCGGGGCCGCGCGGCCAGUCUGGAGCAGGAGGUGGUAGCCACGGGCAAGGAGGCCGCCCGGCUGCGGGCGGAGCUGGAGCGCGAGCGCGGGGGCAGCGUGGCCCUCGCGGAGCACGAACGCGUGGUGGGCGCGCUGCGGGCCGACGUGGCCCGGCUGGAGGGGCAGCUGGAGGAGCUGGCGCGCCGCCACGAGAAGACCAGCGCCGAGGUCUUCCAGGUGCAGCGGGAGGCUCUGUUCAUGAAGAGCGAACGGCAUGCGGCUGAGGCCCAGCUGGCCACGGCUGAGCAGCAGCUACGGGGGCUCCGUACCGAGGCGGAGCGGGCCCGCCAGGCCCAGAGCCGUGCCCAGGAAGCCCUGGACAAAGCCAAGGAGAAGGAUAAGAAGAUCACAGAACUAUCCAAAGAAGUCUUCAGCCUGAAAGAGGCCUUGAAAGACCAGCCCUCGGCCCCAGCCAGCCCCGAGGUCGAAGCCCUCCGUGGCCAGGUGAAGGCGCUGCAGCAGCAGCUGCAGGAUGCCGCCAGGGACCACUGUGCUGUGGUGGCUUUGUACAGAAGCCACCUGCUCUACGCCAUCCAGGGUCAGAUGGAUGAGGAUGUGCAGCGGAUUCUCACCCAGAUCUUGCAAAUGCAGCGGCUGCAGGCUCAGGGCCGCUGAGCACCAGUUUCUCCCAGCCCCGCGGGGCCACCGUGCCUGUUGAUAUUUGGGAGCCAGCCUGGGUCCCUCACUAGCUGACAGCAUCACCCCUUGUUGUCCCUACACACACACUGGUCAGGCUGGCAACCCCUACCUCCCCACCGGACUGCCUGUGAGUCACUGGUUCCUGCCGUGUUGCCUCUGCAGCACUAACACGGGAAUAAAACCCGUACUGUGAGCCAGGCACGGAAGCACGUGUCUGUAAUCCCAGCGGUUGGGAAGCUGAG
This is a messenger RNA of Octodon degus (degu), 3562 nucleotides long. It is a transcript of the gene Ankrd24, whose product is annotated as ankyrin repeat domain 24. The record is from RefSeq and is a predicted model, not a curated record. NCBI's taxonomy places the organism in Eukaryota, Metazoa, Chordata, Mammalia, Rodentia, Octodontidae. The coding region runs from base 3 to 3296 and encodes 1097 amino acids. The transcript has 20 exons. Gene Ontology annotation, molecular function: actin binding.